AUGGACUGCGGUGCCACAAGUAUGUCUAGGCGGGCUCACCUUCCGGCCCGAAUCCAAACACAUAUUAGGAACCAGGACUCACACUCGUCGGCUGUGAGCCACGAUACGUCGCCAAUGGCCGACCCUAUUCCUUCGCCACGCCGGUGGUCUCCUACCUAUCAACCCAGAAGGCGGAGUAAACAGGUUCCUUCCUUAUCCUUUGUACCAUCCCCAGACAUGCCCCGGAUAGAAACCCAUAAUCUAUCAGGGCCAUCACCAAGAAAGCCCGCGGAGCGGUCGCCGGCAUGCAUGUCGCCGUUUCGCUCAGUGCGGAGGAUGAAAGAACCUUUUCAACUCAGACUUCCGGUCUCGCCGGCAUCCAUGGAUGGCGGACCGACAAAUUUCCCAGACAAGCCAGCCCGAUCACCAAGACCGCGAGGGGGUCAUUCUCUCAGAACGUGGGCAUCGGAUCAAAAUUUGAAAUGUGAUAUUGGAGGUCUCGGCCUCUUACCAAGCCCACCAAUGUCUGAAUCACGACCUUCCAGCGCAGGCCCGGAGUCUUCAUACUUCUCGUUUUCAUCGACUGAAAGCAAUGAUACGGAGCCUGAUACCAGCCAACGAAUAUGCGACAUUAAUUGUGACAUCAGGGAAGAUCCAAACGAAGAUCUCAAUGAUGACCAACACCAAGUGAAACAUUCUGACGAAACUGAUCGGGUUGUUCAGGUGGCUGAGACAAAUGAUCAGAUAGUUGAAGAACUGGAAUCGCCUCAGUCUAACUAUGCUGAGGAGGACCUUACACCGACGGCUUCUGGGUUCAACAUCGAUGAUACGCUGAGGCGUCAGCCCCAUCGCUCAUCUGAUUGGAACAAUCAACCUCGUACUGAUGUGAUGAAUAUUCACGAGGCACACUCAGAGCUCGCUCGCCAGUGCGAGUCUGGCAAUGAAGGAAACACAAAGCCACCAUCUGAGACCCAUGAAUCACCACUGAAGUCACCAAGCUCAGCCUAUAGCUCGAAAGACCUCCCACCAGGAAGAUCUCCUAGGCCCCAACGUUCACGUACUGCAACAGUUUCAAGUCAGGCAAGCUGGGAUCCAAGGGAAAUUUCAGACUGCGAGCGGUGGCUUCAAGGUGUGCCAACAGACGGACUCAGCGACGAAGGCAGCCCGACCAGAGAAUUCAAUAACAGACGAAAAUUCCAGAUCGUUGAGAACGAUCCCCCAAUGCCCGAUCUAGAUAUCAUACCAGGCGCGCGAGCACUGGAGGAGCCUGUGCGUUUUGCGGUUAUAAGCAACGCGAAACCAAAGCUGGUUGACAUCGGGAGACAAUCUCCCACAGCCUCACUGCCGCUGCCGCCCCCGCCGCCUCUUCCUGUGUCCCGUCAUGCCGUCCCAACGACACCUGACCAGCGAUUACAGGAAGUCUCCGCAUUCAGUCCUGACACGCCAAUGGAUGUGUCAGACAGUGGUUAUGACACCCGUGAUUCUGGAUAUUCGUUCGACAGCUAUGACAGCAAACCUGAAGACGACGACGAUGCAUACACAGACCCAGGCUCACUCACUUCUUCCGACAGCGUUGGGUCAACGGUUGUUUGCGAUAGGCCUGAGUCCGCGCAGGGAGAGCGCGAACUUCAAUCACUCGAAAUACGCUCUGGAAGCGUAAGCCCCAAAGCAUCAUCGCCAGCACCACCCCCAUCGCCAGGACACAACUCGAACAAGUCCGACAAGCAGGAGGAUAAACCACAGCUAUGGCCCCAAGACUGGAACUUGGAUGACCAUGAGUGGACUCUGGAUGAGCUGGAUCAUUCUGUAAAGGACUUCCCCCGCAACAUGCUCCGACUUACUUCCCCGGUUAUCCUUUUCUUACGCAAAAGCGACGAGGAACCAUUCAUGAAACCCUUCCGAACAAUCUUUCCCAAGGUUUCCGAGAGUCAUCUCGAUUGCUUAUGUGCCGCACUUCUCGCACGAAACUAUCUUCUAUCUCUCUCAUCUGCUCAUCGCAGCGCCCCAUCUGUCUCUACUCGUCACGACUGGAUCCCCGACUCCGUUCCAGCAAAAGCAUACAGCACGCUGGGAAUACAGAUUCCCCCUGCAGCACCUACCAAAAAAGCCCAUCCCUUUGCAUCUCGCAGCAUGAAACUUCGCCCGCAUCUUGAGCGAAUCGUUGAUAACCUCCUCUCUUCCAUGUGUGGGCGAUCUGACCCAACUCUCAAAGCAGCCGUUGAAGUUCUUGCUCAAGUCCUCGAAACAAAAUCUUAG
Messenger RNA from Penicillium olsonii, 2235 nucleotides. The record is from the annotation of a GenBank genome assembly. Lineage: Eukaryota; Fungi; Ascomycota; Eurotiomycetes; Eurotiales; Aspergillaceae.